AUGCAAACACGCUGUGACUCAUUAAGAAUAGGCAACCGUGCCGGCUGUCCCUCCUCCACGGUUCGCCCUGAACCCAAAGCAAAGACUACUCGACCAAAGAACACGAAACAAGCUCACUCGUUAACCUACUCUCCACAAUUCUCGGCGGAUAAAAUAAAGGAAACCGAUCCACAACAAAUCAAACUGCUUUGGCGAGAAGUUAUGGCAUCACAAACACCCCCAUACGCGCGUCCAACAACGGCCAGCCAACUCAGGAGCCCGGCUCCGGGGAACUCACCAGGCCUACCACAAAAUGCUCAUGCAAAUCGAACACCGACAAACUCCUCGACAACGGUCUCUAGGACAGGUACGAGCAGAACACAGGGCGCCAGAAAUGCCACGGUCCGCGACGUUGACUUCGAGGAGAUUCAGCUAAUUCCGCGAGGAGUUGAGAUAUACAAACAUGCGAAUCUAAGCGUGGGUGUUGUGUCAGGAGCUCACAACCAUUUCGGCUCUGACAAACCUUCGGACUUUGCCAAAUCACGCGAAUUUUACCGGGCGGCCGUCCAAGAAGCGCUCGUGAAAAGAGCUGAGCAGGAUAUAGACGAUUCGAUAUUCCUGUCCAUGGACUCCGACUUCGUCAAGUUCGUGCAGAGGGCGUAUCGCCGACUGGGAGAGGCACACUACUCCGAAGCUGAAUUCAAGAUAUAUGCUUGGCAGAAUCUGUUCAUCGGGCAGCAGCUCAUAAUCAUAGAUGAUAUUCAAAGGCAGCUUUGUGCUGUACGGCUCGCGGAAGUUUCGCUCAAACCCCGCGAAACUAUUAGCCAACGUAUGUGGUAUGCACCUCCACUCCUUUCGAACCAGACUCCUUCCAAACUCUUUGGCUUCGACAUUUAUGCCGACAGUCAAUACUGGCUAAGCAACAAGGUCAUAAAUGUCGAGUAUCGAAGGUUUGCCAAACAAGUCGUGCAUUGUAAUGCCUCGGGUGCAUUCUGUCCCUAUUUCUCGAUAGAGUUCAAAGCAGGAACCGAUGAUUCGCGAGUUGUGCAAAACCAAGUCGCUGCCGCAGGUCUGAUUUCCUUGUUCAACCGAUGCCAGUUAAAGCUCGAUGCCUAUUCUCAGACCGUUUUGGAGCAAUUCAAAUCCCAGCAAUUCAAUCUAGUUCGUCAUUAUGGAUUGACGAUGGAGAAAGACCUUUGGAUAGUACGGGUCUUUGAACCAAAAAUAGUGAAUGGUGCUUGGGCCGGCUGCACAAUACGAGUGCUUGAUCACGGGUCUUGUCUGGAGGAAGAAGAAGUUGUCGGAUUACUGCAAUGGAUCAACGAAAUUCAUCGAUGGGGUCUUUGUGAGUACGCUCUCGGAUGUGAAGAUGAUAUUAAACAGAUUCUAAGCAGAGGUUCUACCGACCUCAGAAUAUCCGCGACAGGGUCCUAA
Rhinocladiella mackenziei CBS 650.93 is the source of this 1413-nucleotide messenger RNA. RefSeq lists its product as uncharacterized. NCBI's taxonomy places the organism in Eukaryota, Fungi, Ascomycota, Eurotiomycetes, Chaetothyriales, Herpotrichiellaceae. The transcript has a single exon. The coding region runs from base 1 to 1413 and encodes 470 amino acids. The record is from RefSeq and is a predicted model, not a curated record.